Molecule: messenger RNA, 993 nt
Organism: Aspergillus bombycis
Lineage: Eukaryota; Fungi; Ascomycota; Eurotiomycetes; Eurotiales; Aspergillaceae
Product: aldo/keto reductase family protein
Exons: 2
Coding region: 1-993 (330 amino acids)
Cellular component (GO): cytoplasm
Source: RefSeq, a predicted model, not a curated record
AUGACUACUCUCGCUGGAAAGAGAAUUAGCCAGAAUGGCCUAGGCUUGAUGCGCCUUAUCUGGCAUUACGGGCCCACUCCAGACGAGAAAGCCUUCAGGGUGCUCAAAACCGCCCUAGCAGCCGGGGCUAAUGUCUGGAACGGCGCAGACUUCUACGGCCUGCCGGACAACAACUCCCUGCACCUAAUGAAUCGGUAUUUCACUGCCUAUCCCGAGGAUGCUGAGAAAGUGGUCUUCACCGUUAAAUCUGGUCUGAAGGACAUGAAGACCUUCUCGAUGGACUGUUCCCGGAACGGCCUGCGCGCCUUUGCAGACAACGCUCUGAAGAUCCUGGAUGGGAAGAAGAAGAUCGACAUCUUUGGUCUGGGAAGAGUGGAUCCCAAUGUACCAAUCGAGGAGAGCGUGAGGGCUCUGGCGGAGCUCAGGGAAGAGGGCAAGAUCGGGGGUAUCCAGCUGAGCGAAGUGCGGGCGGACACCAUCCGUCGUGCUGCUCGUGUAACGAAGAUCGACAUGGUCGAGGCUGAGAUCAGUCUCUGGUCGAGAGAAGUAUUUGAAAAUGGGGUUGCGGAGGCCUGCGCGGAGAACGACAUUGUCUUGGUGGCACAUACUCCACUGGGUGCUGGAAUGUUAACGGGAGCAAUCAAGAGCGUGGACGAUCUGCCUCAAACUCAUCACCGUAUGGUUCCCCGCUUCCAGCCUGAGAGUAUUGCCCAAAAUCGUCUGCUUGUUGAGCAGCUGGAGAAGCUCGCAGAGUCAAAGGGCUGUACUACGGCUCAGCUGGCACUGGCAUGGGUGAAGGUUCAGAGCAGAAAACCAGGGAUGCCCAUCAUUGUACCGAUCGCUGGUGCCCGGUCCGAGGAACGAGUUCUGGAGAAUACGGCGAAUGUUGAAUUGGAUGAUAGUGACCUUCAGAUGAUCCAGUCCAUCUUGGACAGCUAUCCCGUGGCAGGGGCGAGAUAUCCACCAGCGGCUGCCAGAUUGAAUGAGUACUAG